Messenger RNA from Pipistrellus kuhlii (Kuhl's pipistrelle), 1173 nucleotides. RefSeq names its product zona pellucida binding protein 2 (gene ZPBP2). The transcript has 8 exons. The record is from RefSeq and is a predicted model, not a curated record. Gene Ontology annotation, biological process: acrosome assembly; binding of sperm to zona pellucida. NCBI's taxonomy places the organism in Eukaryota, Metazoa, Chordata, Mammalia, Chiroptera, Vespertilionidae. Gene Ontology annotation, cellular component: extracellular region; acrosomal vesicle; zona pellucida receptor complex.
AUGCGAGCGUGGGUCUUGGUGUCCACGGUGCUCUGGUACCUCACCAGAGUUGGAUGGCAGCGUUUUUCCGAAUUCACUGAGAAAGGCUUCGUUUAUGGCAACCUGGUGCACACAGGUAAUAAAGACCUCGUCACCUGCACAGUCUAUCCGGAGAGCCGGGGUGCCAUGGACCUGCUCAAGUUCUUCUUCCCGUGGAGGGAAAGGCAGUCACUGCUCGUGGACCGUCUGCUGGUGAAGAUAUAUGUAGAAUUACACCAAAAUAGCCCAUUCCUUGUCUGUAUGGAUAUACAACUUGCUAAAAAAGAAACAGUGGACCCCACCUACUCAUGGGUUGGGCCUGAUGAAAAGCCAUUAACAGGAAAUUAUCGAAUAAAUAUAACUAAAACAGGAAAGCUGAUGGUGAAAAAUUUCCUGGAGUCUUUAUCUGGACUUUAUUCAUGUACUCUUUCUUAUAAGAUUAUCAAAGUACAAACCCAAAAAGAAAAGAUGGUAAAAAAUAGAUAUGACUUUAUGAUGUUUGCCUAUCGGGAACCUGAUUAUUCAUAUCAGAUGGCUGUACAUUUUACCACAAAAUCUUGUAUAGGAAGAUAUAAUGAAAUGCUUUUUACAUUGCUGAAGAAAAUCUUGAAUAAUUUAAUUUCUGAUUUGUCUUGCCAUAUCAAACAACCAUCAUAUAAAUGCCAUUUUGUCAAACUUCCAAAACAUGGCAUCAUACCUGAAUUAUUUAUAGCCUUUCAAGUUCAUGCUUUUGUACCACAGUGGGGAAGUUCAUGCAAUGAAGUUAAUGACUGUGAAAAUAUCACUAAUCAUAAUAUCCUCCAGGCAAAAGAUCGAAUAGCAGAAUUUUUCCGGAGCCAAGCAUUUAUUUUCUACCGUGAAUAUAAUAAAACUCUACCAGCUAUGCAUUUUAUCGACCACAGUUUUCAAAUGGCACGUAUGGAUAGCUGCCGUUCAGGCUUUGGGAAAAAUGAAGGUCUACACAGUAAUUGUGCUUCCUGUUGCGUGGCUUGUAGUCCUGGGACUUUUAGUCCUGAUGCUGAUGUUACUUGUCACACCUGCAUUUCCAUCAUUGCUUACGGAGCUAAAUUUUGCCCAUAAACUUCAAACAAAAAUUGCAAUAUGAAGACUAGAGGUGAAAGCAUUGCUACUUGCUUGUUGAAGUGGGGGACAUAA